Messenger RNA from Heterostelium album PN500, 2145 nucleotides. Its product is annotated as centrosomal protein 75 kDa. The transcript is spliced from 3 exons. The record is from RefSeq and is a predicted model, not a curated record. The coding region runs from base 1 to 2145 and encodes 714 amino acids. Lineage: Eukaryota; Evosea; Eumycetozoa; Acytosteliales; Acytosteliaceae.
AUGUCAUCAGAGAUUUCUACAGAGGAGAUGAUUUCAACUUCAUCAUUGAAAUACUCAACAUCUCCGUCAAACUCUGGAAUCGUAAUGAUUGGUGGUAUUGACUUUCAUAGAAUCAAUGUAGGCAGAAGAAGAGUCGUUAGAUUUACUUUGCUCAAUGCUGAGAAUAAACCAUUUGUUAUCACCAAUUUAUACUUACAACAACAAAAGAGUUUAUAUGGACAUGCUUCUUUUACUGUUAGUGAAUCACAACAACAACAGCAGAAGCAACAAAAUCAAUAUCAACAUCAAUAUAGACCAAAAUAUAAUAACAAUAGUAAUGGUAAUGGUAGUAGUGAAAGUUUAAAUCAACAACAGAAACAACAACAACAACAACAACAACAAUUACAGUUACAACUACAAAAGAAUGCUAAUGGCAUGGUAAACGGUAUAAAUAAUAUUAGUCAUAAUAGAAACAAUGGAUUUACAUUGAAUUCAACAGCAUCGCAAUCAUCACAACAACUUCAGCCAUUUUCAAUACUAGCGAAAUUAGAGUUCCCAAUUGUUAUUGCACCGCACCAAGAGUUUGAAAGUUACAUAUCGUUCUCACCUCCAACCAGCGGAUGGUUUACAGCACUGCUCUCCAUACAAUCUUUUAGUUCCGGUACCAAAAUACAACAGGUUUCACUACAUGGUGAAGGUGAUCAACCAUCUACACCAACACAAAUAAUAUACUCUGAUAACCAAUCACCAAUAAUCAUUGAAACACCAGUUAAAAGUUAUAAUUCAGAAUCAUAUUCAGCGUUGAAUACACCACUGGAGUUUGAAUCAGAGUCUAACCCUAAUCGACCCACUUUUCUAUACCCUUCAAAUUCAUCGUCUUCCGUCAUAGCACAACCGAUUUUCUUUGACGAAGACUGUCAUCAGAGUAGCAACAGCAGCAUCAAUACAAUCAAUAGUUUAAAUAGUAAUAAUUAUGUAUAUCCAAAUUCAUCGUCAAAUGGCAUUAACAACAGUAGUAGUAGUAAUAGUAGUACCAACAGACAACCUGCACUAUUAACAAACCAUUCACAACCUAAACUAAAUGGUAACAAUAUCAACAACAACAACAAUAGUAUAUCGACAACAACAACGGCAACAACAGCAAUACACACACCACCUAAUAACAACAGAUACCGACCGUCGUCACACCACAUCAAGUCAUCAGAGAAAAAAGUUAGUUUCAACCCGUUGGUGUCUGAGAGGGAGAAAUCACUCGAUCUAAGUGUCGAUGAAGAGAAUAUUAUCCAGUCGGUUAUCAAACACCACAAUAGCAACAAUAUAAACAGUAACCACAACGAUAGUUCAAACUAUCAAUUUCACAGGAUGAAUAAUGGAAACGUCAGUAGUAACACACCAAUACCAUCCAAAAGUAAUAUUAAAUCAACAACAACAACAACAGCCAACAGCAAAUCCAACAGUAUAACAGCAACAUUCGAACAAGUUGAAAAGAGAUUAAUGGAACUUUCAAAGUUUAUCAACGAAGAUAGUAUAAACUAUAAUUACAACAGUAACAACAAUGAGAGUAACUAUAUGAAUGGAAAUGCACUACCACCACCACCACCUUCAUCCUAUACAAAUAAUUAUAAAAACAAUACUCAACAACAACAACAACAACAUAAUCAAUAUUUUAAUCAACAACAGAAACCAUUUCAAUAUCAAAAUCAAAAUAAUUAUCAACAACAACAACAACAGCAGCAACAACAUACAAGACCUACACAACAACCAAUACAAAGAUUUACACAACAACCACAACCAACACAACAACAUCAACAACAACAAUAUUUUAAUCAGGAUAAUCAUAAUACUUCAGGUGCAUCUACAUCAUUUAUUUUAGGACAGAGUCAACAGCAACAACAACAACAAAAUCAAGCACAACAAUAUAAAACACCACUAAAACAACCAAAUUCAAAUGAUACAAGUAUACUUGAAAACAAUAACAAGAUGACAGAUGAAGAUUGGGCAUUAUUUAAAGAGUUGGAGAUUGUUCAAAAGAAAGUGGCCACACCUGCAAUCUGGAGAGAUUUCCUUCGACCAUCGAUCGACCACAACUCAUCAUUCCAAUCGGCUGCAAUGAAAUAUGAACCUGCAACGCCAUACUUAUCAAGAAAUAGAGUUGCUAAAUCUUAA